Electrophorus electricus (electric eel) is the source of this 4188-nucleotide messenger RNA. It is a transcript of the gene cdh2, whose product is annotated as cadherin 2, type 1, N-cadherin (neuronal). Gene Ontology annotation, biological process: calcium-dependent cell-cell adhesion; cell-cell junction assembly; cell morphogenesis. Gene Ontology annotation, molecular function: calcium ion binding; cadherin binding; beta-catenin binding. Lineage: Eukaryota; Metazoa; Chordata; Actinopteri; Gymnotiformes; Gymnotidae. The record is from RefSeq and is a predicted model, not a curated record. Gene Ontology annotation, cellular component: cytoplasm; presynaptic active zone membrane; postsynaptic specialization membrane.
CUGCGAGUAGCACGGAUCGGUGCGAGGGAAGGAGGCUGUCGCUACAUGCCGCCGCCGUUGCUGCCUUACGGAAAACUCUAACGCGUCGGUCUUCAGAGGAAACGGGCGACUUUAUCGGAAUUUACACCAUGUACCGCAGGGGGGGUGCGAUGUUAACGCUCCUCGCGGCUUUGCAGGUGGUGGUAUGGGGUGAAGGGGCCACGCUGUGUGAGCCGGCCUUCACGCAGCCAGAGUACAGCGUCAUCGUUAGUGACGUUAUCACCGAGGGACAGGCCCUGCUAAAAGUAAGUUUUGUGGACUGUGGCAGAGGUUCUGGUCUGCGCUUUGAGAGUGGAGAUCCUGCAGAUUUUCGAAUAGGAGCAGAUGGCACAGUAUACGCUGCACGAACUCUACAUCUAUCUGAGAGGAAGGGACAGAGCCUCAAGAUCAGGAUGAAGGAUGCAGAGGCUCAGGAGGUGUGGCUUACACAUGUCAGCUUCACCCUUCCAAACACACCUAAACAGGUACCUGAGAUUGUGUUCCCAUGGCGCAGUGUUGUUGUCGGGGGUGACGGGAGUGUCAGUCGUGUGAAAAGGGACUGGGUCAUCCCUCCUAUCAAUGUUCCCGAAAACUCCAGAGGACAGUUCCCUGAGGAGCUCGUCAAAAUCCGCUCAGACAGGGAUAAGAUUAACACGCUCCGCUACAGUGUGACCGGACCAGGAGCUGACCAGACCCCCACGGGACUCUUUAUCAUCGACCCCAUCACAGGACAGCUGUCAGUCACCAAGCCCCUGGACCGAGAGCAGAUCUCCAACUUCCAUCUACGAGCUCAUGCAGUGGACAUUAAUGGGAACCAAAUGGAGAACCCCAUUGAUAUUGUAAUCAAUGUCAUCGACAUGAAUGACAACAGACCAGAGUUUUCGCAUCAGAUCUGGAACGGCACUGUGGAUGAGGGCGCCAAGCCAGGCUCCUUCGUGAUGACAGUCACAGCGCAGGACAAGGACGACCCGAACACAGCCAACGGCAUGCUGAGGUACAAGAUCCUGUCUCAGAGCCCAGAGAGCCCCUCCACCAACAUGUUCACCAUCAACAACAAGACGGGCAAAAUCAUCACUGUAGCUGCCGGCCUUGACAGAGAGAAAGUGUCCCAGUAUACUCUGAUCAUCCAGGCUACUGAUAUGGAGGGUAACCCCAUGUAUGGCCUGUCCAACACGGCCACCGCCAUCAUCCGUCUGCUGGAUGUCAACGAUAAUGCGCCAGAGUUCACUAGAGAAACGUUCCAUGGGGAGGUCCCUGAGAACCGGGUUAAUGUGAUUGUCACCAAUCUGACAGUGACUGAUAAAGACAAGCCAGGAACUCCGGCCUGGAACGCCGUGUACCGGAUCACAUCUGGCGACCCAACCGGCCGCUUUUCCAUCCCUACUGACCCCACCACCAACGAGGGCCUCAUCACUGUGGUUAAGCCAAUUGAUUUUGAGAUGAGUCAUCUGUACACGUUAAUUGUGGUGGCUGAGAAUGAGGUUCCACUGGUGGGCGGGAUCCACCGCACCCGCCAAUCAACAGCCACCAUUUCCAUUCGCAUCAUAGACGUGAACGAGAGCCCCAACUUUGACCCGAACCCAAAACAGGUCAAAUUGGAUGAGGGACUUCCAGCAGGGUCAACGCUGACCACAUUCACAGCUCAUGACCCUGACAGACAAGGGCAGAGUAUCAGAUACUCGAAGCUGUUUGACCCAGCGAACUGGUUGGAGAUCGACCCCAACAGCGGACGCAUCUCCACCAUCACCCUGCUUGACCGCGAGUCACCCUAUGUCAGAAACAACCUCUACAACGCCACCUUUAUGGCCUCUGACAACGGUAUUCCUCCGGCCAGUGGGACGGGCACUCUGCAGAUCUACCUGCUGGACAUCAAUGACAACGCUCCUCGCGUCUUUCCCCGCGAGGCUGAGGUGUGUGAGCGGCCCGAGCCCAACGCCAUCAACAUCACUGCUGUGGACGGAGACCUGAGCCCUAACGCCGGGCCGUUCGCCUUCGAGCUCGCCAUCCGCCCCUCUGAUGUCCGCCGCAACUGGACUCUCACCCGCCUCAGUGGCGAAUAUGUCCAGCUGAGUCUGAAGAUCGGCUACCUCCACAGCGGCGUCUAUGAGGUGCCCAUCCUCAUCACAGACUCGGGCAACCUGCCAAUGGCCAACACGUCAUACCUGCGCGUGAAGGUGUGUCAGUGCGAUCACCACGGGGACUGUGUGGACAUGGAGCGCAUCAUGGCGGCCGGACUGGGCACCGGGGCCAUCAUCGCCAUCCUCAUCUGCAUCAUCAUCCUCUUGGUCCUCGUGCUGCUGUUUGUCAUGUGGAUGAAGAGGAGAGACAAGGAGAGGCAGGCGAAGCAGCUGCUCAUCGACCCGGAGGACGACGUCCGAGACAACAUCCUCAAAUACGACGAGGAGGGAGGAGGAGAGGAGGACCAGGACUAUGAUCUGAGUCAGCUGCAGCAGCCCGACACCCUGGAGCAUGACCUGGUGAAGCCCGUGGGCAUCCGACGGCUGGAUGAGAGGCCGCUCCACCCGGAGCCCAGCUACCCCCUGCGCUCAGCUGCACCGCACCCUGGAGAUAUCGGAGACUUCAUCCACGAGGGCCUGAAGGCAGCGGACACAGACCCCACGGCGCCCCCCUACGACUCGCUGCUAGUGUUCGACUACGAGGGCAGCGGCUCCACAGCAGGCUCCCUGAGCUCGCUGCACUCGUCCAGCUCCGGCGGUGACCAGGACUACGACUACCUCAGCGAGUGGGGGCCACGCUUCCGCAAGCUGGCCGACAUGUAUGGCGGAAACGACGACUAGCGGCUCCUCCCAGCUCUGGGCCGACCACACACCAACGGAGGGAGAGGUACAAACGAAACGAAAAUAAAGAUAAAAUGAGUAAAUAACUACAAGAAAAUUUUAAUUUUUUUUUUUAUCAUGGACACGGACAGUGUGUAAAAAUCAGAAGAAUGAAGAAACUGAUAUUCCCACAAGAGAGGAUACGAGAGAGAGGGAGGGAGAGAGAGAGAAAGGCGGAUCACCAUGGCAACAAAACUGGCUCUUUCCCAGGUUUUCCGCUAGAGCCAAAGAGAGUCGACCGAAGGAAUCUCGACCAGCUCUGGAUCCAGACGGCUUUUCCUCCUUUGCCUGAGUGAAGUACCACUGGUACGAAAAACACAAAUCACACUACACUGAAGAAACGCUCAGAGAACUAAGAUGGACACUGAGUUACACUUGAAUCUCACAGUACAGAAGCACUGGGAUAUUAACGUGCCUUUUUGUACAUUUUUGUUUUCGUUGUCGCUUUAUUUCCGCUUUUAACCUCAGACCUGAUCACUCGGUUCCUGCCCACUGGUUCUCCUGAGUUUCGGAGUGUUUCUGUCGUAAGCCUGGUUUUCCAAUGUGGCUGCGCCUUGCCAUGCUUCUGUUUGUUCGUUGUUUGACCCCCAUCCUGUAUCAAAACAGAGUCAGAACAGAAACCCAGAGAGCCACAUUGUACAGUCAUGCUAGAAGUUAGUUUUCGAUUUGUGUCAUCGGGUUUCCUUUUCCCUACAUUCUUCAUUUUAACUUAUGCAGCAGAGGGGAAUGUCCCACCAUUGUUGGGUAGCAGAAUGUUUUCGUUGUUAGUUUAAUUACUUUUUUAUGUGAUAUAUUAUUUUACACAAAUAAACUAUUCCUUUUGCUCACGCUCCACCUGCCUUAGUCAGCCAUGAUAUUCUUUCGUUUUUUACUUCACUGUAAAUGAAAUGAUGUGUACAUAGCUUUUCUUCUUCUUUCUUUUUUGUUGAUGUAGUCUAUGAUGAAGUACAAGGGAACAUGAAACUUGUAUAUGUAUAAUUUGGACUACAAAUGAAAGGCUUUUUGCAUGUUUUUAUCUUUUCGGUAUAAAAAGGUAUUUCCAAAAUUUGUUUACCCACACACAAAAAAAAAAGUCAGUCUUUGGAAAGGCAGCAGCUUUCUCCAGAUCUGCUCAAGCCCCCGGCUCCUGUCCUCCUCCCUGAACUCCAUCCCCUCUUCACCUCCCUCCUUAACUCCCUUUACUCCUGAUCUCCCCUCAACUCCCUCCGCUACUGAACUUCCCUCCGCUCUGCCAAUGUAAAUGAAGGUUUUAUUUCUGCAAUCUCUUCUCGUAGCUGCUAGUCUCUGUCGUCCCAGGCCUUUAGUGUAGUUCUUUAAAAAUGCCUCCUCCUUC